This is a messenger RNA of Anguilla anguilla (European eel), 567 nucleotides long. RefSeq names its product protein transport protein Sec61 subunit gamma. The coding region runs from base 230 to 436 and encodes 68 amino acids. The transcript is spliced from 4 exons. Gene Ontology annotation, biological process: protein targeting; post-translational protein targeting to membrane, translocation. The record is from RefSeq and is a predicted model, not a curated record. Gene Ontology annotation, molecular function: transmembrane protein transporter activity. Lineage: Eukaryota; Metazoa; Chordata; Actinopteri; Anguilliformes; Anguillidae. Gene Ontology annotation, cellular component: Ssh1 translocon complex; membrane.
AUUAUAGGAGAUAGUCUUUCCUAUAUUCUCCACCAUCUUUCUCAUCUGAACGACUGACGUGUACGUAAAGGGAAAACAACUUCCGGGUCAGCUUUCAAACUCAUACGUCAGCUGUAACAUUCUUAAGUAGAGAUAUACGUGUACGUGGCUUUUCUUCUGAAUAGACUGGCUGAGUGGAGGUAGCUGAGACGCUUUCAUUGAAUAACUCAGAUAAACACAGAAAACCACCAUGGACCAGAUAAUGCAGUUUGUAGAGCCUAGCCGGCAGUUCGUGAAGGACUCCAUAAGGCUUGUGAAGAGGUGUACCAAGCCAGAUAGAAAAGAAUUCCAGAAGAUAGCCAUGGCUACGGCAAUUGGUUUCGCAAUUAUGGGAUUCAUCGGAUUUUUCGUCAAACUCAUUCACAUCCCCAUCAACAACAUCAUUGUUGGCGGCUGAAUCUCAAUCCCGAUGCCCGACGGACACUACGCAAACCCGAUCCGAAUGGACUGAUGUGCUUUGUGAUUUUUAACAUGCAUUGUACAUUUUGUAUUUGACUGUGUUUAUAAAUAAAUGGCUGAAUGAAUGGA